CCGCCAUAUUAUCAUCCCUCGAAAUGGCACCUGUCACUGUCAAUUACCAUGACCUCCAGCUUCCUGCCUAUAUCAUGGGCGCGGUGGUAGCAGGCGGAGGCAUCAUGGGAUACGCUAAGUCGGGAUCUGUUCCUUCCAUCGUGGCUGGUUGCACUGUUGGACUCCUAUAUGCUCUGGGCGGUUACCGUAUCCAGAACGAAGAAUCUUAUGGAGUUGAGCUUGCCUUGCUCGCGUCAGCCGUUCUUGGAGGCUCGGCUUUCCCUAGAGCUCUCCGCUUGAGGAAGCCUGUUCCCAUUCUUCUCAGCGUCAUUUCGGCAUUCGGUCUCUUUACCUUUGGCACUGCUCUUCGAAGAUAAGUUUAAGUGACGCAGGGAGAUAUGACAUCUGGAUGAGGUCGAGACAUGGAUAGCAUCACACCUGUGACUAGUAGGGAUGAAUAAUAUAGUUGUCAGC
Molecule: messenger RNA, 453 nt
Organism: Fusarium graminearum PH-1
Lineage: Eukaryota; Fungi; Ascomycota; Sordariomycetes; Hypocreales; Nectriaceae
Exons: 3
Coding region: 24-356 (110 amino acids)
Cellular component (GO): membrane
Source: RefSeq, a predicted model, not a curated record